Molecule: messenger RNA, 3391 nt
Organism: Condylura cristata (star-nosed mole)
Lineage: Eukaryota; Metazoa; Chordata; Mammalia; Eulipotyphla; Talpidae
Gene: APOLD1
Product: apolipoprotein L domain containing 1
Exons: 2
Coding region: 48-794 (248 amino acids)
Biological process (GO): lipid transport; lipoprotein metabolic process
Cellular component (GO): extracellular region; membrane
Molecular function (GO): lipid binding
Source: RefSeq, a predicted model, not a curated record
CUCAUCCAGAAACAGCCUCAGAUUUUUCUUUCCUGGAGAUAGAGUGAAUGGGCAUGGAGCGGCCGGCGGCCCCGGAGCUGCAGGGAGCAGAUGCGCUGCGGCGCUUCCAAGGGCUGCUGCUGGACCGCCGGGGCCAGCUGCACGGCCAGCUGCUGCGCCUGCGCGAGGUGGCCCGGCGCCUGGAGCGACUGCGCAGGCGCUCCCUGGCGGCCAACGUGGCUGGCAGCUCGCUGAGCGCGGCGGGCGCUGUGGCCGCCAUCGUGGGUCUCUCGCUCAGCCCGGUCACCCUGGGGGUCUCUCUGCUGGCAUCGGCCGUGGGGUUAGGGGUGGCCACGGCCGGAGGGGCCGUCACCAUUACGUCUGACCUGUCCCUGAUCUUCUGCAACUCCCGGGAGCUGCGGCGGGUGCAGGAGAUCGCGGCCACCUGUCAGGACCAGAUGCGGGAGGUCUUGAGCUGCCUGGAGUUCUUCUGCCGCUGCCAGAGCCGCGGGGACCGCCAGCUGCUGCAAUGCGGGAGGAACGCCUCCAUGGCCCUGUACAACUCUGUUUACUUCAUCAUCUUCUUCGGCUCACGUGGCUUCCUCAUCCCCAGGCGGGCCGAGGGGGCCACUAGGGUUAGCCAGGCCGUGCUGAAGGCCAAGAUCCAGAAACUGGCUGAGAGCCUGGAGUCCUGCACCGGGGCUCUGGACGAACUCAGUGAGCAGCUAGAGUCCAAAGUCCAGCUCUCCACGAAGUCUAGUAGUGGCCACGACCUCAAGAUCUCGGCUGAUCAGCCCUCGGGGCUGUUUUUCUGAGAACAUCCUUUUCCUUAAUGACUGAGGCCAGAAACUGUCCCUGUGGGAUGCUCCAAAUUGGUAGCUCCCUCAGGAACACACUAUGCUGGGUUAGAGCAGCAUGCAAAGAAUGAAAAAACCGAGCUUGAGUCAGGGCAUGUGUGUCUGCAAUGUCCUUUCGUAUUACUGUGAUACCCUGCCUGGGCUUGACUGCCAGUGACAUUUUAUUUCAAGGUGACUUGGAAGCUACUUUUUUGUCAACACCGUUCAGACACACCUGUCUUCAAGUUGUUCCAGGAUCCCUGGCCAUGCAGGGUGAUGUAAGCCGAGGCUGGAGACAGUGUGCUGCGGACACAGCCCUCUCUGCAUUCUCUUUAAGCCCGAAUGGACUUUGAGUUUCUCAAAAUGUCUGUGAGAGGAACUUAAAAACCUCUCUUCCCAAGAAAAACAAAACACUUCUUUCCAGUGUUGCUUGAGUACAAUGAAGCCAGAAUCCAGAGCAAAUCAGCCUCUGAAGUGUGUGAGAGGGUUUAGGACCCAAGAGAGGCCUACCCUAGCCUACCCUACCUUAUCCUCUCAGCUUGCCCUCUCAAGCUUCCAGCCAGGCGGGUGGAGGGACCUUCCCUGGUGGCUUCUUAUCCACAGCUCCAGUUACUUUGAGAGGGGAAACCAAUUAAAUGGUCAUCUGUAUUCUGCCUGCCCCUCACAACAAGUAGCUGAGGCCAAGAAGUGACCCACAACUUCAUUGUUGACAUCUUUGCUAGAGAAGAGAACAUUAGCUUUUGAAUUAGACAGCCCAGGGUUUACUGUAAGGUCUGUUACUACCGGGUGACCUUGAUCACUCAGUCUGGCUUCCUGAUCUAUAAAACAAACCCUAAAACAUCACAAAGCUGCCUGUCUCUCCAAGUGUGGCCCCUGGACUGGCAACAUUAACAUCACCUAGAAAUGUGUUAGCGAGGCAGGGUUUUGGACUCCACUCCGUACUUCUGCAGCAGCCUAGCAACUUGUGUUUAAACAAGCCCUCUGGGUGAUUCUGAUGCCCUCUAAACUUUGAAAACCUCUGCAACAGAUGCUAGCUUCUGAGACUUGCCGUGAGCUUUCACAGCAUCUCAUGGUCUCUCUAGGGGCUUCAGAGUCAUUCACAGAAGGUCAAGGACAGACUGUCCCAGAAGUGCAAGUAUGUGUGUAUGUGCUGGUCAGUGCAUCCUGGGGGCAGUCUUCCUACAUGUGAACUAAGGGGUGUAGCCUACUAAGCCCUUUAGAGGGCAGUGUAGCCCACUCAUUGUGGAAACUGGUACAAAAGGAAUGUGAACCUACUGGAUAUUGACCGCUAUUACCUUCUCUGAAAACUGCCAGACCACAUGUUGCUAUUAUUAUUUUUAAUUUAUUUUAAGUUUAUUAUUUAACUACCGUUUAUUGUUUGCAUUUAAUUUUAUUUAAUCACAUUUUGUAAAUAAUGAGAAUAGUUUCUCUCCCUCAGAGGGGAGUGUUUUUUCCUCCAGUGUUUUAAAUGAUCCUUUUAAGUAAGUGUGCAAAGUUCUGCAUAAAGAGAUUGGGAAAUGAGUUUAAGCAUAUAACUAAAUGGAGGCUUGAUUUGUAGUUAAUAAGUGAUGCAAACACUUUUGUCCUGAAGGUACUUUACCAACAGACAACACUUCACCUGAAAAGAGCAAUUACUUAGUUUAGGGAGAACAAAACCCUAUUAAAGACGUGUGAAGGAAGCAUUUUUAACCUUGGAAGCAGGUGUCCUAUGAAGUUAUUAUUUAUGGGUGAUGGACAAAAUCAUUGGUUUGAUGGGCCUUUGGGACUUUGGGAGCUGUAAUAAAUCUGUAAGCUGUCCCUAAGGAAAUACUUAGAAUUUCUUCCAUUUCCAUUCCUACAACUGUAAUGUUGAAAAUACAUUGAAAAGUCUUUGGGAGUUUAUUGACAAUGCUUUAAACGUACCAGUCUAUCGCAGGCUUCCCAGUAAUGGCAUUGUGUUUGAGAAAAUAGAAUUUCAGUGCUGGGGUAAGGGAUGGCUGCUUCUAUAUUUUUAUUUUUCUGUAAAUUGCAAUCAAUUUUCAUCCUUCAUUUCCUAGACUACCUGGCUUAGGUGCCAGAACACCACAAUGUACUUCACAUUGUCAUUUGUGUUGUGUCACCAAGGUAUAGUGUCCUAACUCCACCUUGGUUAAUGUUUAGGUUUUAAUUAUUUUCUUCCAAGAUCUUCUGGUGUUCCCCAGAAAUAAUUUGGGCACUUCUGGAAGAGGGAGCAGCAGCAGCAAACUUUUCCUAGCACUAGGAUAUUCUGGAUAUAUCAAAAUCCAAAACUCAGAAGUAAUAAUUUUUGUGGCCCAUGGUUCAUUUGAGGAAGAGGGUUUACUUUGGAAUUCAUUGAGAAUGAACAGUUUUCCACCCUCUUAUGUGUUUGUUAUAACGAUUGGUGCCUGUACCAGGAUUUAGUCAAGUUUAUUUAAGUGGAUUCUAGAGGCAAAUAUUAUUUAUUUUUUUAUGUGGGAAUGUGAGUGAAGCUUUUCCUGAAGGCUUUCAACUAUACACAAACAGAUUGAAAUGGUAUGUUGUAAAGGGAAGGAAGAGGGGUAUUUAGAUUACAAGUGUGCUUCAGAAAAACAUCCAAG